Mya arenaria is the source of this 759-nucleotide messenger RNA. Its product is annotated as collagen EMF1-alpha-like. NCBI's taxonomy places the organism in Eukaryota, Metazoa, Mollusca, Bivalvia, Myida, Myidae. The transcript is spliced from 2 exons. The record is from RefSeq and is a predicted model, not a curated record. Bases 1 to 759 code for a protein of 252 amino acids.
AUGGUGCGGUGGGUAGAUGGUGUGUUGAGUUUAGAUGGUGCGGUGGGUUUAGAUGGUGCGGUGGGUUUAGAUGGUGUGGUGGGUUUAGAUGGUGUGGUGAGUUUAGAUGGUGCGGUGGGUUUAGAUGGUGUGGUGGGUUUAGAUAGUGCGGUGGGUUUAGAUGGUGUGGUGAGUUUAGAUGGCGCGGUGGGUUUAGAUGGUGUGGUGAGUUUAGAUGGUGUGGUGGGUUUAGAUGGUGUGGUGACUUUAGUUGGUGCGGUGGGUUUAGAUGGUGUGGUGGGUUUAGAUGGUGUGGUGAGUUUAGAAGGUGCGGUGGGUUUAGAUGGUGUGGUGGGUUUAGAAGGUGCAGUGGGUUUAGAUGGUGUGGUGGGUUUAGAUGGUGUGAUGGUGUGGUGGGUAGAUGGUGUGGUGAGUUUAGAUGGUGCGGUGGGUUUAGAUGGUGCGGUGGGUUUAGAUGAUGUGGUGAGUUUAUAUGGUGCGGUGGGUUUAGAUGGUGUGGUGAGUUUAGAUGGUGCGGUGGGUUUAGAUGGUGUGGUGAGUUUAGAUAGUGAGGUGAGUUUAGAUGGUGCGGUGGGUUUAGAUGGUGUGGUGAGUUUAGAUCGUGCGGUGGGUUUAGAUGGUGUGGUGAGUUUAGAUGGUGCGGUGGGUUUAAAUGGUGCGGUGAGUUUAGAUGGUGCGGUGGGUAGAUGGUGUGGUGAGUUUAGAUGGUGCGGUGGGUUAAGAUGGUGUGGUGAGUUUAGAUGGUGCGAUGGUUUUUGA